AUGUACGGCGGCGGUGUCGGCGGCGGCGAAGACACGAGCGUACAUAGUGCAGCACAAAAUAGUCCCCCGACAUUACAAACUUCCGGAGGCACGACAAUUUCGCAUCAUUUGGGCACGUUACAGCAACAGCAUCAACAAAAUCAGCAGCAGCAGCAUCCGCAAAGUCAGCAACAGAAUCAACAAACGGCAUCUACGGCAUCCCAACAAAAUUCUCAACAGACAUCGCAAAAUACCCCACAGAGCAACGUGGCUUCGGCACAGGCACAAAUUAUCGCGCCAUCAUCGGCGAGUGACUCUCCAACGAGCGUGAGUUCACAACCAACAGGCUCUCUGCACGCUCCAGUUCCAAAACGUCCAGGAUUUGAGGCGACAGAUCCGUUAGCUCGCCCUUAUUGGGGCACGUAUGAGCCGACAGCAUUCGAUUAUAAUCACGGGAUGACUUAUGGCAUCGAUCGCGAUAUCAAGCCAUCUUUUACUUAUCCUUAUCCAGAUCCAACAUUUCCUCAACCCUCAUAUUGGCCCCAAACACGCCCUUAUGAUUAUAUAACUCCCAAAACGGAAGAUCGCCGAAUGCUCGAUACUCCAAGACAAACUUCAGAUACGUCAGUUUUUGAAUAUACGCCUCCUGCAUCGAGGAUACCGUACACGCCGAAUACGGAAACUUAUACAGCGCCUCCUUUGACACAAACAAAUACCGGCAAUUGCGGAACAUCGGGCAGCGGCUUGGAUUGGACAGGACCCACGAAUGUGCGUAAAAAGCGCAAACCAUACUCGAAAGUGCAAACGUUGGAGUUGGAAAAGGAAUAUUUGUUCAAUCAGUAUGUGUCGAAGCAGAAGCGAUGGGAGCUGGCACGGAAUUUGAAUCUCACGGAGAGACAAGUGAAAAUCUGGUUCCAAAAUCGCCGCAUGAAAAACAAGAAAAACUCGCAGCGACAACAGAGUCAACAAAAUAACAACAACAGCACGAGUAACAACCACAAUAGUCACGUACAGUCGCAACAGCAUCACAAUGCGCAUCAUCUUAACCUGAGUUUGGGCAUGAGUCACCAUCCGAAAAUGCAUCAGUGA
This is a messenger RNA of Culicoides brevitarsis, 1068 nucleotides long. RefSeq names its product homeobox protein abdominal-B (gene Abd-B). Bases 1 to 1068 code for a protein of 355 amino acids. Gene Ontology annotation, molecular function: RNA polymerase II cis-regulatory region sequence-specific DNA binding; DNA-binding transcription factor activity, RNA polymerase II-specific. Lineage: Eukaryota; Metazoa; Arthropoda; Insecta; Diptera; Ceratopogonidae. The transcript is spliced from 5 exons. Gene Ontology annotation, biological process: regulation of transcription by RNA polymerase II. Gene Ontology annotation, cellular component: nucleus. The record is from RefSeq and is a predicted model, not a curated record.